AUGCCAGAGACGCUCCUUGGAAUUCGCAGCGAUGACCAGGGCCGCACCGAAACCAUAGCUCCCGGUCAGGAGGAUCACCUACCCGCCCUCUGCGCAAAGGUCCACGCCCGAGUCACGGCAUUCCUGGAUGCACAAGCAUCUACCGACCGCCUGCGAGGCGUACAAGAGCAGACUCGCCUGAGUCUCAAAGUUCUCGAAGAGUCACUUGAGCGAUACAGGUUAGUUGCUCACGUUGAGCUGUUGCCUCGGACCCGGCUGAUAAGCAUUCANAGUCUCGCUGAACUGUCCCUCUCGUACAAUGGCGGCAAAGACUGCCUGGUCCUCCUCAUUCUCUAUCUCGCCGCUCUACAUGCACACUCAAUCAAGACAUCAACGCCGCUGCCGGACAGAUUGGAUUCCGUCUACAUUGUGUCACCCCAUCCCUUCCCCGAGGUCGAGGACUUUGUACAAUUAUCAAUCGACACCUAUCACCUGAACUUGGCACGUUAUGCCAAAUCUAUGCGACAGGCCUUCGAGGACUAUCUCCACGACAACAGCCACGUCAAAGCCAUAUUUGUAGGCACGCGGCGAACGGAUCCCCAUGGAGCCACUUUGAAGUAUUUUGAUCCCACAGAUCGAGGGUGGCCAGCCUUCAUGAGAAUACAUCCGGUGAUUGACUGGCAUUAUGCUGAAGUGUGGACUAGCAAUUCAUACAGACCUGCUUAUGAGCUGGUGCAAGACGAGGAGGAGAGAUUAGGCAGAGACCGAUGA
Molecule: messenger RNA, 750 nt
Organism: Aureobasidium musti
Lineage: Eukaryota; Fungi; Ascomycota; Dothideomycetes; Dothideales; Saccotheciaceae
Source: the annotation of a GenBank genome assembly